AAGUUGUCGGUGGUGUCCUACUUGAGUGCACUGGUGGUCAGUGUGUUGUUGUUGAACCAAUCGGACAGAACCUACUUCAGUGACAACGCCCUUCUUCCGGGUCUCGUGCAGAGGGAGUUCACACUGAAAGAGAUGGCCGAACAGACACUGAACUCACUGAACAAGUUGUCCGAAGAAAUACCUGAGAAUACAGUUCCGUACGAAUGGCUGAGCUCUCAGUUCAAGCAAAUCGGUCUCGAAGUCUAUUCCCAUAACUUUACUUUCAAUUAUCCCUUCGCUUCCAAACCGCAAUAUAGCGGUAAAAAUAUUUACGCGAUUCUAAGAAGUGGUCGGACGGGUAGUACUGAAGCUCUGGUGCUGUCGUCUCCCUAUCGGACAAAACUGAGUCCCCAUUCCUCCACAUUGCCGGGCAUUGCGCUUAUGAUAUCUCUCGCCAAAUAUUUUUCACGUCAGACCUAUUGGGCCAAAGACAUCAUAUUCUUGAUCAGUGAAUACGAGUUGAUAGGAAUGCAGUCGUGGCUCAACGCCUACCACAACAUAGACACGACUCCCGUCUUAAACCACGGGAUACUUGAGUCGCGUUCCGGUGCUAUACAGGCGGCCAUUAAUCUGGAGAUUCACUCACAGAUAUCGAGUCAUUUGGAUAUAAAGAUUGAGGGACUGAACGGACAGUUACCUAACUUAGACCUAUUCAAUGUGGCGGUCGAGCUCUGCACCCGAGAGUCAGUGAGCGCCACAUUUCACGGCCGCUCACAACCCAUCGAAACAAACGACUUUGACUUAUGGAAAGAAUACGCGACGACCACCGCAUCGAUGAUGAUAUCGCAGGGCAUAGCUCUGCCCACCGGAGCGCACGGACUCUUCCAACGGUUCGCCAUUCAGGCCAUCACUUUGGAGGCGUCCGAAGUGGACAACAAGAAGGACUCAUAUAUGAGGACAUCGCUGCUCCAAAUGGGACGAGUAGUUGAGGGCAUAUUCCGGAGUCUCAACAAUUUGUUGGAGCGCUUCAACCGUUCCUAUUAUUUCUAUUUGUUGUCCUCAACCCGUCGUUACAUAUCUAUCGGCUAUUAUAUGAUACCAUUCGGUCUGUUGGCCGCACCCCUAGUAUUGAACGCUCUUUACUUAUACCUCAAGACAGCAGAAGAGACACCAAAUCGUACUGAAAACCUCUGGAACUCAAUGCCAGUCAGCUUUGUUUGUCACGCUUUGGGACUUUUGACACUUUUGGUGCCACUAUUUGUGGAGAAAUAUCCAAAUUUAGUUCCCAAUUACGAAACCCAUGAAGUUAUUUAUUACACGUUAUUAAGUGUUUCCAUAAUAUAUAUUAUGAAUCCUUUAAUGAGAGCCAAUCAAUUGAACCGCAAUUCACGCAAAUGUGUGGCACUUCUAAACACGGCUUUAUUGAUGGCCUGUAUAUCUCUCGUCAAUAUAUCUCUUGCCCUCUCAUUAACUCUUGUUUACGUUCCGAUCGCCUGCAUAACAGCCCUGAGUUCAAGGAUAGCAUUCAAAUCAAUCAAUUCAGUGCUCCUUUUGUUGGCUCAUCCGCUGUCCAUCUCUUACUUGUGUUUGCUUUCGAUGUCUUUGUUUUAUAACUCGGAGUUUGCAUUCAAUAAGCAUUUGUUAAGAGCUUUCGAGGCACAGAAGAAAUGCAUUCUCUUUUAUAUAGAGGACUGGUAUAUAUACGGCAAUUGGAUGUAUCCAAUCGGAUGCUCUUUCCUUUUACCCGUUUGGCUACAGUUGUGGUAUAUUUUGUAACAUCUUUUUGUGUUUUAUUUAUUUGUAGUUUAAGUUUUAUAGCAUAACAUUUGAAAAUGUCAUCAAUUGAAUUAAAUUUUCAUUCCAACCCCCA
Messenger RNA from Oppiella nova, 1849 nucleotides. The record is from the annotation of a GenBank genome assembly. NCBI's taxonomy places the organism in Eukaryota, Metazoa, Arthropoda, Arachnida, Sarcoptiformes, Oppiidae.